Messenger RNA from Marmota monax (woodchuck), 3499 nucleotides. RefSeq names its product putative caspase-16. Gene Ontology annotation, biological process: proteolysis. Bases 2581 to 3390 code for a protein of 269 amino acids. Gene Ontology annotation, molecular function: cysteine-type endopeptidase activity. The record is from RefSeq and is a predicted model, not a curated record. NCBI's taxonomy places the organism in Eukaryota, Metazoa, Chordata, Mammalia, Rodentia, Sciuridae. The transcript has 9 exons.
GAUCCCUAAGGGCAGUCAUAUACCCUGGUUUUCUCAUUCCACUGUGUCAGCCAGUGCCUGCCCUGGUCUAGGCCACCUCUCUGCCCUGGCAGAGUGGGGGGCCAAGCAGGACAUGAGGUGUUUAUCAGGCCCUCUUCUGCCCCACUGAUGAAAUGGGCAAGGGGCUGGAAAGGGGCUGUCUUGGUUGCUUGAAAUACUCCUGCUGCUCAUUAGGUCCCAGAAGCUAAAGCUGUCUUGUGCUUAAGGGUCUUAGGGGAAAAGGUUGACAGGGCAAAAUGGGCCCUGCCCUUGUUCCCCAGGCAGCCCUUGAAAGACCACCUCCCCCCUGCCCAGGCCCACACUGUGGCCUGUGCAGAGCUGGUGGCUGCCUGGUCAGAGCCAGUGGUCACCAGAGUACAGCUCCUCCUUCUACCCUUGUCCCUUCCUGUUUUCCUGGUGCUGUCUCAGGCCCAUCUGAGGAGAGGUGAGAGCAGGUAGGAUAAGAUGUUCCUGUCCCUCACUAGCUGGCUUGCCUGUGCCAGCCUCUGCCCUGGGACCCUUUCUCAGCCAGCCCCCAAUUUAGCACAUCUGUGGUCAUGACUGUCCCCAUUUCCCAGAUGAAGCAACCAGGGUGGAACUGUAGACAAGGCUGAUUCCAGUCAGUGAUAUUGGCCUCUGGGGGCUCAGAGCUGUUGUCUGCAUGUGUAUGUGUGUGUAUGUGGGUGUUAGGGAUGUAAGGAGUGGUGGGGGCUGUAUGAGAGCAUUUUUAGUGCGGUGGCUGUCUCCAAAAGGAGACACUGGUGUAACAAGAUCAGAUAGGAAUGUGAGCCAAGUGCUAAGAAUAGAACUGGGCACAGGUUUCUGGCUCAUGUGUUGCACAUCAAUGUCAGCCAGGAAGUCAUCAGCUGGAGCGAGAGAACAGAGGUGGGCUGGGGGAGUGGAGCCCAAGUUUCCAGGGGUUGGGGGCAGAGUCCAACUCAGGUCAUAAACAGAGCUGAUAGGAGACAGUCUGUGGAAAGGGCAAGAGUUGGGACCUAGCAUACUGUGAGUCAGGACCAAGGAGGUGAGCUGGUGCUUAGACAAAGCUCCACCUGACCCCCAUGGCCUUCCUGGUGGCUGGGACCCUGCAGGCGGCCUCACAGUUGGCUGAUGCUCAAGACAGCCUGGGGAGAAAGGGGGAAUACAGCCUGCAGGGUUCAAGAGUGGCCCUGACACUCAGCAGCCAUGGGGUGUCCACUGCUACCGUUGCUGCCCUGGACUGUGUGUUCCGGUCCCUGGGCUUUGAAAACUGUGAGAAGAGGAAGACCUCUGUUCAGGUAAGCCUCAUUCCUCAUCCCCACCCCCAGCACCCAUCUCACUUGGGACCUUCAUGGACUCAGGCCAGGCCAUGGCUCUUGCCCUAGUGCUUUUUUGAGGAGCUGGUGUGGUUUCAGGAGCAGCUGGAUGCCCACAAGGGACCUGUGGGCUGUGCCCUUGUAGCCUUAGUGGCCCCCAGUGGGCAGCUGAGGCACGUACAGCUGCUGGUCCGGGAGCUGAGUCGCUGUGGGGCUCUGAGGGGCUGCCCCAAAGUCUUCCUCCUGCUCUCAAGUGGCUGUGGUGCUGCACUGGCCUGAGGGAGCUCUGUGGCCGCUCUCCUCACUGGUCCCUGCUGCGACUGCUGACAGAGGUGGAGGCCUUAGAAAGCAAUGGUGGUCCUGUGGUCACCCUGGCCCUACUGUGCUGUCCUGAGCUAGUUCCAGUUAAAUUCUUUCACAUACCUGGCCCCCAUUUAUUCUACAAACCUUUAUUGCCUACACAUUGUAUAGGCCUUGGGCACAGCUCUGCCUCACAUGGGACCCCCAGACAUCCAGGCUGCCUCACGUUCCAUGCCCUUGUCCAAGCAGCUCUCUCUGUGUGGCAUGCCUCCCUGUCCCUCCUAGGCUAUCAGCAGUGGCCUUCCUUGUGGUCUGGGCAUCCAAACUGGUAUUUCCAGCUGUCCAUUUUGACACUCAUCCAGGCAGUGAUUAAUGUCACUGAGGGACUGGGACUGAUUCAGGUCUGGUCCUGGGGUCUGAAGUUCUCACUGCGCAGUUGGGUGGUGGCUGGGUGAUCCUGUAGGUGAUCCUUCAGGCCUCAGCUCUUCUCCAUAGCUCUGACAGGAAAAUGCCUAUGGAGAGCCCUCCUCCAUAGGCCUGCUCCAUUCUAGUGAGGUCCCUGCCUUUGUGCACACUAAUCCCUGAAGCAGGGCAGGAGGUAAUGAUACAGCCACUGUCCACUUGAGGCCAGGGAAGUCAAUGACCUAGAGCCUGAACUAGACCUGAGGUCUUGUUUAGGACUAUCCUUCCUCCUCAUCCUCCUCCCUCCCUUCUGGCAGUUAACCCCCAAGAGCCUGUAGUAGCCAGGAAUCUGCCAAGUCUUUCCCUGGAGUCAGGGUCCCGUCACCUGCUUGGGUUGUGCCCCUCCCCUGAGAUCCCUCACUGAGAAGCCCCUCUUAGGUAUCCUGGGGUCCCACACUCCCAGCUGUUCUGCAGGGUAGCUGAAGAGUCUACUGGGGACACCUACUGCCUGUUCUUUCAGAGCUCCUUGAGGGGAGUACUAUGCCUGGGAGGUGUGGAGCCCUGGAUGCCUGAGCCAGAACCCAGUCCCAGGGCUCAGUAUGACCUGUUGGGGGUCAAGGCUGCCCUCCUCCUGGCUGUGAUCCAAGACCGGCCCGGAGCACAGCAUGAUGUGAAGGCACUGGGGGACCUGUGCCGGUCCCUGGGUUUCGAGAUCACCUUGAGAAUGGACCCUACAGCUCAGGGGUUCCAGGCAGAGUUGGCUCAGUUCCGAGAGAGGCUGGACACCUGUAGAGGCCCUGUGAGCUGUGCCCUUGUGGCCCUGAUGGCCCAUGGGGGGCCACAGGGGCAACUGCUGGGGGCUGACGGGCAAGAGGUGCAGCCAGAGGCACUGGUACAGGAGCUGAGCCACUGCCGAGCACUAUGGGGCAGACCCAAGAUCUUCCUGCUACAGGCCUGCUGUGGGGGAAACAGGGACGCUGGUGUGGGGCCAGUGGCUCUCCCCUGGUAUUGGCGCUGGCUUCGGACACCUCCAGCUAUCCCUACACAGGCAGAUGUCCUCCAGAUCCAUACUGAUGCCCAAGGCAGCCCCUCCAGGGGCCCCAUUUCAGGAAGCUCUGAUCAAGCAGACAUCCUGACAGUUUAUGCAGCCACUGAGGACUGUGUGGCCUAUCGGGAUGAGAAGGGCUCUGACUUAGUCCAGACGCUGGUGGAGGUCCUCAGAGCCAACCCCAGGGGAGACCUCCUGGAGCUGCUGACCGAGGUCAACAGGCGGGUGUGUGAGCUGGACGUGCUGGGGCCAGACUGCAAUGAGCUCCGCAAGGCCUGCCUGGAGAUCCGCAGCUCCCUCCGGCGCAGGCUCUGCCUGCAGGCCUAAGGGCCCUGCUACAGCCGCCCGAUCCACUCCUUGACUUCUUCAGGACAAAGGGGCGGGCAGCCUGGGCAUGGGCGUUUAAUUGGCGUUCAAUAAAUACCUGUUAAUGAUU